AUGUCAUUCACCACCACGACAAAUAUCCUCAUUCUCGGCGGCGGGAUUUCGGGGUUGCAAACGGCGGUUUCAUUGCUGGCUUCCUCCCCCAACAAUCGAAUCCCCCAGUACAAAAUCACACUCCUAGCAAAACACCUCCCCGGUGACAAGAAUGAAAAUUAUUGUUCACCGUGGGCGGGAGCAGAUUGGAGGAGUCAUGCUUCCAAACCUUCGGCUUCUAUGACUGAGGGGCGGAAUGGAAAUGGGGAAGGAGAGAAAGAUAGAGAUAAAAGACUCAGAAAAUGGGAGGAAAGGACUUAUCGUAAAUGGAAGAGGAUGAUUACAGAUAUAGAGGAUGGGGAUGGGAAAGGGAAAGGAGCAAAAGGAAAUGAAAUGGGAAUCGGACUUACACCCUCGAUAUACUAUCUCGGAUCUACAUACCACGGGUCAGAAAUUGACGAGGCGGGAGUAUGGUUUGAGGAUGUGGUGGGAGGGUAUAGAGAAUUGGAUGUUGGACUCGAGGAGAAUAAGCUCAAGGGAUCUCUGGGAGAGGGAGUCAGAAAAGGUGUACAAUUCGAAACGGUAUGUGUGGAUGUAGAUACUUAUUUGAGGUAUUUAAUCCAAAGGAUAGAACAGCUAGGCGGGAGUAUCAUCCGCGGGGAAAUCGAAACAAAGGAAGGAUUAGAAGGUGUAGUGCGCGGAUGUAGGGAUCUGCUUGCAGGAGAGAAAAUCGAUGUACUAAUUAAUUGCACGGGACUUUCUGCAGCGCGAUUCGUGGGGGAUAAAGAAGCGGAGAAGAUGUUUCCGGUGAGAGGACAGGUUUUGUUGGUGAAAGGGGAAACGAGGGUUUGCAAGACUUUUGUGGGGGACUUGGGGGAGAGGGGAGAUGAAUUGCUUUAUGUGAUUCCGAGGCCGGGGAGUGGGAGGAGUGUGAUUGGGGGGGUUAAGGAGGCCAAUACCUGGAACGCAAACCCCGACCACGAAUUAUCAAGUAGAAUAAUCCAGAGAUUGAAAGAUAUAGGAUGGGCUGAAGAUUUGAAGAAUGAGAAAGGGGAGAUAGAGGUGUUGGAUACGUAUGUGGGGUUUAGACCUGGGAGGAAGGGGGGUGCGAGGGUUGAGAUUGAGGGGAUGGGUGGGGAAGGAGACGGUGAGUGGGAUGAGGAGAUAGAUGGUGGGAGAGAUGGAAAAGGAAAAGCAAAGAAAAUAGAAGGUGUCUAUGUCAUUCAUAAUUAUGGACAUGGGAGUGGAGGGUAUCAAUGUAGUAUUGGGUGUGCGGAAGAAGUUGUUGAGUUGGUUCGGGGGUUGGAAUGA
Botrytis fragariae is the source of this 1290-nucleotide messenger RNA. RefSeq names its product putative d-amino acid oxidase protein. The transcript has 2 exons. Gene Ontology annotation, molecular function: D-amino-acid oxidase activity; FAD binding. The record is from RefSeq and is a predicted model, not a curated record. Bases 1 to 1290 code for a protein of 429 amino acids. Lineage: Eukaryota; Fungi; Ascomycota; Leotiomycetes; Helotiales; Sclerotiniaceae.